GACUGUAAAAGUUAUGGUACGCUUGUAUUCAGCAUUUUUUAGAGUAUCUAGUGUUUCAUUAAUCAUAUUAUUGGAAUUUCUGCAUAGUACCAUUGAUUGUUUUGCUGGAGUGUUGUUAGAACUUAGAUGAUGCAGGAUUCUGAAGACCCUACUGAUUAAUUAAACUUGUUAUAUCCGAUAUAGGUCAGGAUUUUAUUUUCUAGUUUGGGCCUGAUGUCAGGUUGGUUGUUCCCCACCCUAAGAUUAUUAAGGAGAUAUUAUCCACUAAAUUUGGCAACUAUCCAAAGCCUCCCACUGAUCCCCUUGCAAGACAACUGUUGGGAAAGGGACUUGUGGAUUUGAAAGGUGAGAAAUGGGCUCAGCACAGGAAAAUCAUCAAUCCUGCUUUCCAUAUGAAUCGCUUAAAGGGGAUGAUUCCAACUAUUGUGAGAAGCGGUGCCAAUAUGUUGGAUGGAUGGAGUAAAUUGAUAUUGUCAGGUGCAUCGGAAAUUGAUGUGCAAAAAGAGUUCAACGACCUCACAGCAGAUGUCAUUUCCCGCACAGCAUUUGGAAGCAGUUUAACAGAGGGAAAGCAUAUCUUUGAAAUGCAGAACAAACAGAUGAUUCUUGUAGUUGACUCAUUUCACAGUGUUUAUAUUCCAGGUUUCAGGUUUCUUCCUACUGCGAAGAAUAGGCAACGUUGGAAUGUGGAGAAAGAAAUAAGAAGAUCCUUCAGACAAAUUAUAGAUGGCAGGGAAAGGACUGCUAUAACAGAAAAAUCAGGUAGAUAUGGUGCCGAUCUACUAGGUUUUAUGAUGUCUGAGAGCAAGGAGCAGGGGAGAGUCAAUGUAAAAAGUAAUGGAAGCCUGAGUACAGAGGAAAUCAUUGAUGAAUUGAAGACUUUCUACUUUGCUGGUCAUGAAAGCACAUCAGUACUGUUGCAAUGGAGUAUAAUAUUGUUGGGCAUACAUCAAGAUUGGCAAGAGCGAGGUCGCAGAGAAGUGAUGGAAGUAUGUGCAAAAAACAAUUACCCAGAUGCAGACAGCUUAAGUCGCCUCAAAACUGUGGGAAUGAUCAUAAAUGAGGUCUUAAGACUUUAUCCACCUGCAGCGCAUAUAUUGCGAAUGGCACAUGAGCCAAUGAAACUUGGAAGGCUCUCAAUUCCAGCAGGCACUCAACUUGAGAUUCCCAUCCUAGCAAUUCACCAUGAUCCUGCUUUGUGGGCAGACGAUGCCAAUGAUUUCAACCCAGGGCGAUUUAAUGAAGGAAUUGCAAAGGCUGCAAAGCAUCCAAUGGCAUUCAUGCCCUUUAGUGCAGGUCCAACUAUAUGUGUGGGUCAGAAUUUUGCCUUGUUGGAAGCAAAAUUAGUUUUGGCUAUGAUUCUGCAAAAAUUUUCUUUUGUGACUUCACCAUCUUAUACUCAUGCUCCUUCGCUUUUACCUAAUCUGAAACCUGAAUAUGGAGCUCAGCUUAUCUUCCGCAUGGAAUAAUAUCUGAGAAUAGUACUGCCUAGAAAUUCCUCUAUAUUGAAAUUUUAACUAGCACUAUAUAUUUUCUGUUGUAUAAAUCUACAAUCAAAUACUGUAGAUGUUGAAUAUGUUGAAGAUUAAGAUAUAUAUUUUGUAAUAAAGCUAUUAUAAAUCAUUUGA
This is a messenger RNA of Cryptomeria japonica (Japanese cedar), 1628 nucleotides long. RefSeq names its product cytochrome P450 CYP72A616-like. Gene Ontology annotation, molecular function: oxidoreductase activity, acting on paired donors, with incorporation or reduction of molecular oxygen; heme binding; iron ion binding. The transcript has 4 exons. Bases 393 to 1469 code for a protein of 358 amino acids. Lineage: Eukaryota; Viridiplantae; Streptophyta; Pinopsida; Cupressales; Cupressaceae. The record is from RefSeq and is a predicted model, not a curated record.